UUUGACAGAAUUAAAAAAAUUAAUUUCAAUAAAAAUAUAGACAGUAAAGUCUCCGGUGCGUCUAAACAAAAAUAUUACUUUAUUGAAUAAUUAAGAUCUUUCAAUCAUGUCGAAAUCCGGACAUCCCGGCACCUCGGAGAUGCAGCAGUCGGAUAAUCAAGCGCAGGUCUCACAGAAAGUUUGGGAAAUAUCCAAUGCUAUUGAAGUCGUUAAUUCAGUAGAUGAAAUUUAUCGUUACGACAAAAAACAACAGCAAGACAUCUUGGCCGCCAAACCUUGGGAAAAAGACCCACACUUUUUUAAAGACAUCAAAAUAUCUGCAUUAGCUCUGUUAAAGAUGGUUAUGCACGCUCGGUCUGGAGGUACUCUCGAAGUAAUGGGCCUAAUUUUGGGCAAAGUAGACGGUAACACAAUGUUCGUAAUGGAUUCGUUUGCAUUGCCUGUAGAGGGUACUGAAACUCGUGUCAACGCUCAAGCGCAAGCUUACGAGUACAUGAGUUCAUAUAUCGAAGCUGCGAAGCUAGUUGGACGUCAGGAAAAUGCCAUUGGUUGGUACCACAGUCAUCCAGGAUACGGUUGUUGGUUAUCCGGAAUAGACGUAAGCACGCAAAUGUUAAACCAAAACUUUCAAGAACCCUUUGUGGCUAUUGUAAUUGACCCGGUCCGUACGAUAUCUGCUGGUAAAGUGUGCUUAGGAGCUUUCAGAACUUACCCCAAGGGAUACAAACCAGCAAACGAGGAACCAUCAGAAUAUCAAACAAUACCUUUAAACAAAAUCGAAGACUUUGGGGUUCAUUGUAAACAAUACUAUUCGUUAGAAGUGUCGUAUUUCAAAUCUGUUUUAGAUAGGAGACUAUUAGAUUCAUUGUGGAAUAAAUACUGGGUAAAUACUCUCAGUUCAUCUAGUUUACUGACUAAUGCCGAUUACACAACCGGGCAAAUAUUCGAUUUGUCGGAGAAAUUGGAACAAUCCGAGGCGGCAAUAGGACGUUGUGGUUGUAUUGUAGGAGGAGAAAAGAGAACGGAGGACAAGCUGCUGAAAGCUACAAAGGACAGUUGCAAAACUACUAUAGAAAUUAUACACGGACUGAUGGCGCAAAUGGUGAAAGACCGGUUGUUUAAUAGCGUUAAACCGGCCAACAGCGCUUCUUCGGAAUUGCAGUGAUUAGCAGAAACCCCUGUGGCGGAAGGUAUAAUUUUAAAAGCAGUUUCAUAUUUGAAAUUAUAAUAUUAAAAACAGUAAAUUGCAUUAAAGAAUUCUUUUUUAAAAUCUAUAUUGGUUUGAAUAUUUUAUUUAUAACAAAAUGCUGUGUAAACAGGAACGAACUGAUGAAAAAUUCAACAAGCUUGUUCAAACAAAAAGUAUAUUUAAGA
Phyllotreta striolata is the source of this 1374-nucleotide messenger RNA. NCBI's taxonomy places the organism in Eukaryota, Metazoa, Arthropoda, Insecta, Coleoptera, Chrysomelidae. The record is from the annotation of a GenBank genome assembly.